Messenger RNA from Salarias fasciatus (jewelled blenny), 1257 nucleotides. RefSeq names its product guanine nucleotide binding protein (G protein), alpha transducing activity polypeptide 1 (gene gnat1). Lineage: Eukaryota; Metazoa; Chordata; Actinopteri; Blenniiformes; Blenniidae. Gene Ontology annotation, biological process: detection of light stimulus involved in visual perception; adenylate cyclase-modulating G protein-coupled receptor signaling pathway; phototransduction, visible light. Gene Ontology annotation, cellular component: heterotrimeric G-protein complex; cytoplasm. The record is from RefSeq and is a predicted model, not a curated record. The coding region runs from base 159 to 1211 and encodes 350 amino acids. Gene Ontology annotation, molecular function: GTP binding; GTPase activity; G-protein beta/gamma-subunit complex binding. The transcript has 9 exons.
CUCCAGCAUCCUCCAGUGUGAGCUGCAGGCGGUUGACUCAUCCGCUGCGUGGUUGAAGGCGACAGUUGGACGGCGUGGGCAAGCAGCUCGGACCUGCUUCCAUCUAGUUCCUGACACUUGGCUUUAGAAGCAGAGGGGUCCAAGCCGGGCAGAGCAGGAUGGGAGCUGGAGCCAGUGCUGAGGAGAAACGCUCCAGAGAGCUGGAGAAGAAGCUGAAGGAGGAUGCCGACAAGGAUGCCAGAACUGUGAAGCUGCUGCUGCUAGGUGCUGGAGAAUCAGGCAAGAGCACUAUCGUCAAACAGAUGAAGAUUAUCCACAAAGAUGGUUACUCGCUUGAAGAGUGCUUGGAGUUCAUCACCAUCAUCUACAGCAACACCCUGCAGUCCAUCAUGGCCAUCGUCAAGGCUAUGAACACACUCAACAUUAACUACGGCCAUUCCGAUCAGCAGGACGAUGCCAGGAAACUCAUGCAUCUUGCAGACACCAUCGAGGAAGGCACCAUGCCCAAAGAGCUGUCAGACAUCAUUCUGCGCCUGUGGAAGGAUUCAGGCAUCCAGGCCUGCUUCGACAGAGCCUCAGAGUACCAGCUCAACGACUCCGCUGGAUACUACCUGAAUGACUUGGAGCGACUGAUCCAGCCGGGCUACGUGCCCACCGAGCAGGAUGUGCUGCGAUCAAGAGUGAAGACCACUGGUAUUAUUGAGACCCAGUUUUCCUUCAAAGAUCUCAACUUCAGAAUGUUUGAUGUGGGAGGUCAGAGGUCAGAGAGGAAGAAGUGGAUCCAUUGUUUCGAAGGCGUCACCUGUAUCAUCUUCAUCGCUGCUCUGAGCGCCUACGACAUGGUGCUGGUGGAGGACGACGAAGUGAAUCGAAUGCACGAGAGUCUGCACUUGUUCAACAGUAUCUGCAACCACCGUUACUUCGCCACCACCUCCAUCGUACUCUUCCUGAACAAGAAGGACGUCUUCAUCGAGAAGAUCAAGAAGGCUCAUCUCAGCAUGUGCUUCCCCGAAUAUGACGGUCCCAACACCUAUGAAGACGCUGGUAACUACAUCAAGGUCCAGUUCCUGGACCUGAACAUGCGCCGAGACAUCAAGGAAAUCUACUCCCACAUGACCUGCGCCACAGACACAGAGAACGUCAAGUUUGUGUUCGACGCCGUAACCGACAUCAUCAUCAAAGAAAACCUGAAGGAUUGUGGUCUCUUCUAAGGGCCAAAUAGAGACACCGAGUAAAGCUGUCAAGUGGAAAUUUUAC